Molecule: messenger RNA, 981 nt
Organism: Aspergillus nidulans FGSC A4
Lineage: Eukaryota; Fungi; Ascomycota; Eurotiomycetes; Eurotiales; Aspergillaceae
Product: cytochrome b5-like heme/steroid binding domain-containing protein
Exons: 4
Coding region: 316-726 (136 amino acids)
Cellular component (GO): endoplasmic reticulum membrane
Molecular function (GO): heme binding
Source: RefSeq, a predicted model, not a curated record
UCCAGACUCCCAGCAGAGCCACCGGAUACAAUUCACGGCAUCCCCAGUCAGUCGCAAGGUGGUGGGGGCGGUCGAAUCACAUUCAGCGUCCAGGAACCCGAACCUGAGAGCCCUGCGGAUCUUUGACUUACUCAGGCCUCCUCUCGACCUCGACCUCUUUCUCUUCUCUCCACUUUCUCUCUCGUCUCUCUUUCUCUCUCUCGGUCUUUGUAUCCAUCUCUCGCUGUCUGUCGCGUCUUGCAGUCCUUCUUCGCUGUCCUAGCUCCAUUUCGAUUACUUGAAACUUCUCGCAAAUCCACCGCCACUACCGCCAUAAUGUCUGCCAAAGAACUCACUUUCAAGGAGGUUGCCGAGCACAACACCAAGAAGGACCUGUACAUGGUCAUUCACGACAAGGUCUACGACUGCAGUUCUUUCGUCGAUGAGCACCCUGGUGGUGAGGAAGUCCUCCUCGACGUGGGUGGUCAGGACGCCACAGAGGCCUUUGAGGAUGUUGGGCACAGCGACGAGGCUCGCGAGAUCCUGCAGGGUCUCCUUGUUGGUGACCUGAAGCGUCUGCCCGGCGACCCCACUCCUAAAGUUCACGGUUCAUCCUCCAGCGAGUCUUCCUCCUCUAGCUCCAGUACCGGCUUCGGCUUCGGUCUCUACGCGAUCCUUCUGAUCGGUGGCGCUGCUGCCUACGCUGCCUACCAGUACCUCCAGGCCUCUGCUGGCGCUGAGCAGUAGAGCGAGAGAAGAAUAGAAGGCGCGGCGGGAGUAGAGAGAUUAUGAGCAGAAGAGAGGAGGGAAUAAAAAAGACAAUGCAACAAAGAAAUGCUACUACGAAGACUUUUGAGACCACUCGGUUUUUCUCUUAUAUUUAAUGUGACCUCAACAGAUUUGCUUGAUACAUUUUUCUUACAUUGUUGGUUCUACUAUCUGGCGCGUUAGGUGAUAUCAACUUCAUCAACCACAGAAUCGCGAGAUUUUUGUUACCCUUAG